GUGGUCGGAAAGGGCGCCCCGCCCAUCCCGCUGUUCCUCCCCUCGGCGGGGCCGGCGCCGGUUUACGUAACGCCUCUCCGGGCAAAUUCCGGCUCGGUCCCGCCGCCUGACUCGGGACGGGUCGCCAGAGGCCCCGGCAGCUUCAUUUGGACCCAACAUCUCAAUUGUCCUGCUGGGGAUUUACAUCUGGCUUCAAUGUGAAAUUAAGGUAGAAAAAUGCACAUAAACAUGUGUUUCCUGUUAAGAUUUAGUGUACUCAGUGGUUAUGCCUGAAGAGUGGGGUCUUGUCUCUAGACUGAUAACUGCCAGGAAAUAUAAAUGAUUGUCCUAGAAGUCAAGCGUGUCUCCUCCUUACUGGAGUGAAAAAAAAUCAACCUCCAGGUUCCCACGGAAUAUCAUCUUCAGAAAAUGCAUCACGUUCUAAGGAUGACAGCUACCUAGAUUCAUGCACCCAAUCUAUACAGUUGUUGUGGAUGGUUUGCCAUCUGAAAGCUCCUCAAGCUCCUGUCUGGGUCCUGUACCUGUUUCAGAAAUGUCUCUGCUUCAUGCUUUGGGCCCUGUGCAGACCUGGCUGGGACAAGAGCUAGAAAAAUGUGGCAUUGAUGCCAUGAUUUAUACUCGCUAUGUCCUCAGUCUUCUGCUGCAUGAUAGUUAUGACUACGAUCUGCAGGAACAGGAGAAUGACAUCUUCCUGGGCUGGGAAAAAGGAGCUUACAAGAAAUGGGGGAAAAGUAAGAAGAAAUGCUCUGAUCUAACACUAGAAGAAAUGAAAAAACAGGCUGCUGUUCAGUGUCUUCGUUCUGCUUCUGAUGAAAGCUCUGGGAUUGAAACUCUAGUGGAGGAGCUGUGUUGCAGGCUGAAAGAUCUCCAGAGUGAGCAAGCUGGGGAGAAGAUCCACAAAAAGCUUGAGGGCUCUUUGCCUUCUGAAGUAGAUUUGUCUCCUGCAGCAAAGGAUCAAGUGGAAAUGUAUUAUGAAGCAUUUCCACCUCUCUCCCAGAAACCAGUUUGCCUGCAAGAAAUUAUGACAGUUUGGAAUAAAUCCAAAAUCUGUUCUUACUCCAGUUCCUCCUCAUCUUCUACUGUCCCAGCAACUAGCACAGAUACAUCAUCUCCAAAGGACUGCAUUAGUGAAACUGAAGUAUCCAAAGAACGAAAUAGUAACAGAGUUCCUGCCACUUUACACGAGAGAGCCACCCAGCAAAAAGAUAAAGAUGAAAAAGAGAACAAGUUUGGGAAUAGCAGUAUUGAAGAGAAACCUGCUUUCUACAAAAAGCAAGUCCGACACAAAUCUGAGGGAAAGAUUCGUCCUCGAUCUUGGUCUUCUGGCUCAAGUGAAGAAGGUUCCAAUUCUAGUGGUAAUCAGAGUGAAUUAAAGUCAGCUACAAAAUAUGUUAAAGUAAGGCAUAAAACAAGAGAGGUCCGGAGCAAAAAAGGACGAAGCGGACAAAGCAGGCAUUUAGCAAAAGCCGGUGAAAAAGCUGAAAGAAAAAAUUAUGGCAGUAGCAGCAGCAGCAAUGGAUCCAUCAAGCAAUUGUGUAAAAGAGGCAAGCGACCAUUUAAAGAAAUCAGAAGAAAAGAAGCAGGCAGCUAUGAGAGAAAAGAGCUAUAUUAUGAUUGCAGAAAUGAAAAAGAAUAUAAGGAAGAGCCUUUAUGGUAUACUGAGCCAAUUGCAGAGUACUUUGUUCCCCUGAGCAGAAAAAGUAAGCUUGAGACAACAUACCGCAACAGACAAGAUGCAUGUGAUAUGACAUCAGAGGCUGUAGAGGAAUUAGGUGAAUCUGUGCAAGGUCUUUGCAUUAGCAACAAUAAUAUUAAUAAAACAUACCUCGCAGCAGGUACUUUCAUUGACGGCCGUUUUGUGGAAAUGCCUGCAGUUCUAAAUGAGGAUAUUGGCCUCACUAGGACCUCAAUGUGUUCUCAACCAGAGGACGACACACACUCAGAUGGUGUUCAUCUUUCAGAACUAACGCACUUCUAUGAAGUGGAUAUUGACCAAUCCAUGUUGGAUUCUGGUGCCUCAGGCAAGAUGCAAGGAGAGAGUCGGAUUUUGAAUAUGAUUCGGCAGAAAAGUAAAGAGGGGACAGACUUUGAGGCAGAAUGUUGCAUAGUGUUUGAUGGAAUGGAGUUGCAAGGGGAAAGUGCAAUAUGGGCAGAUUCAGCCACCUCUGGUGCUGAAGGGUGGUUCUUGCAAGAUCUUAGUAACUUAGCUCAAUUUUGGGAGUGCUGUUCAUCUUCUAGCUCUGGUGAUGCAGAUGGGGAAAGCUUUGGGGGAGAUUCUCCAAUUAGGCUUUCCCCCACCUUAGACAGCACAAUGCUUAAUUCACACAUGCUUGCAGGCAAUCAAGAGCUGUUUUCAGAUACUAAUGAAGGGUCUGGUUUAAAUUCUUUUUCAGUGUUUGAAGUGCAAUGCAGUAAUUCUGUCUUACCAUUUCCUUUUGAAAAACUCAGCUUAGGAAAUGAAAAUACAGAUUCUAGUAGCAAUGUUGGUAUGUUUGGGAAAACGCAGUCUAGAUUGUUAAUAUGGACCAAAAAUAGUGCCUUUGAUGAAAAUGAACACUGUUCUAAUCUGUCAACAAGAACUUGUAGUCCAUGGUCAUAUUCUGAAGAAACACGUUCAGACAAUGAGACUUUAAAUAUUCCAUUUGAAGAAUCCCCUCAGUUUAACUCAGAUGAUAUUAAUUAUGUAGUUCCCAGAGUAUCUUCAAGUUAUAUAGAUGAAGAAAUAGAUUUUUUGCAGGAGGAAACCUGCCAGGAACAGAUUAGUUCCUUAGGAGAAAUUCCUACCUUAAUUUUUACAAAAAAAUCCAAACUAGAAUCUGUCUGUGGUAUUCAGCUGGAACACAAAGCUGACGAUAAAGACUAUGAAACAACGCAGGUGUGUAGUGACAGCAGUCCACACGAAGAUGACUAUGGCUCAGGGGUUAUUAAAGACAUCUGGACAAAUGUGACGGAUGGGAAUUCUGCAGCAGUUGUAGAAAUAGAUGGUAUAGAAGAGGAGGUAUAUUCUGCUGACGUAAAUCAUUACUGCUGCUGCUUAAACGAUGCAAAGUUAGAAAUUCUUCAGGAUCCUAAAAAAGCAGUGCAGAGAUCAGAAUAUCAUCUUUGGGAAGGUCAGAGAGAAAAUUUGGAGAAAAGAGCGUUUGCAUCAAACCAUUUAUCAAAAGUGGAUUGCGGAGAUUAUACUACACCUUCCAAACCAUGGAAUAUUAACCAAGAUAAAGAAAAUUCUUUUAUUCUUGGUGGUGUGUAUGGGGAGCUCAAAACAUUUAACAGUGAUGGAGAAUGGGCAGUGGUGCCACCCAGUCACCCUAAAGGAAACUUACUACAGUGUGCAGCUUCUGAUGUAGUUACAAUUGCAGGUACAGAUGUCUUCAUGACACCAGGAAACAGCUUUGCCCCUGGUCACAGACAAUUAUGGAGACCCUUUGUGUCAUUUGAGCAAAGUGAGCAGUUGAAGUGCGGUGAUCAUGGAUUGAAUCGGGGCUUUUCUUUUAUCUUCCAUGAAGACUUGUUAGAAGCUUGUGGUAAUUUUCAAGGUGAAGAGUCUGCUCUCGAAUAUUCAUUCUCUUCCUUUGACUUGAAUAAUCCAUUUUCACAAGUUCUUCAUGUAGAAUGUACAUUUGAACCAGAAGGAAUUACAUCCUUCAGUCCUUGCUUUAAACCCAAAUCUAUCCUUUGCUCUGAUUCUGAUAGAGAAGUUUUUCGUCCAAGAAUAUGCGGUGCUGGGAGGACACAAUACAGAGCUAUACGGAUUUCUCCUAGGACUCACUUUCGCCCCAUUUCUGCAUCUGAACUUUCUCCGUGUGGUGGAAGUGAGUCUGACUUUGAAUCAGAGAAAGAUGAGGGGAGUAUUCCUGCUCCUUCUCAAGCUGAAGUGUUUGAUGAUCCACAAGCAGAUCUCAAACCACUGGAAGAAGAUGCAGAAAAAGAUGGGCAUUACUAUGGCAAAUCUGAACUAGAAUCUGGGAAAUUUCUUCCUAGACUAAAAAAAUGUGGAAUGGAAAAGAGUGCACAGACAUCUCUGGAUUCCCAGGAAGAAUCAUCUGGAAUACUGUUGCUAGAAAAUGAGAAUUCUUGUUCACAGUGCAGUAUGAAAGACCUGCAAGAUGUAACGGCAGGUGAAAAUUCUGAAGCCAGUUGCAGUGUUGUGGAAUCAAGAGAAGAGGAAGACAAGUCUUGCAGCUGUAAAGGUCAUUCAUAUGAAGAGAAUCCUGUUUCUUCAGCACAUCUAAAAGAGUUCCCCGUAUUGAAUAAUGAUCUUGAGAAAACAAGCUACAAUCAAGCAAAGCAGUGCUGGUGGGAGAAAGCUCUUUAUACACCACUCUUUCCUACAUCUGAGAAUGAAGACCCCUUACAGGUACUCUGCUUCUGGAUUCCAGACACACACAUGCACCAGGAGCCUCAACGCCACUGCCGCAACUGGGGAUUGAAAGACAAGGCUUACUGCAUAGAAUCAGAACCAGGAGAUACUACAGCGGAACAGAAAGAGGAGAGAGAAAUGCCAUGCAGUUCACAACAUUUGAUGAGUAACCCAGCUAUCAUCAAGCAUGCACAGAAGCCAGACUGUUCCCCACAUGCCAUAGUAUGCAGAUCACAAGAUAGGUCUACAGAUUCAUCAGCCACCAAAUCCCAUGCAAAUGUCAAGAGGGAGAAUGGAAUCAAAGAAUUCACAGAUACAAAAGAAGUACCACAUACUGAACAACAUCUUUUAGAUUUUAAUAUGGUCGCUUCUCUUCAUGAAGCAAGAUGUGCGGAUCCUAGUUCUGAAACAAAAUCAAAUGGUUUUAGGAAGAAGCUAUACUCCAGUGAUAGCUCCGGCUCUGAAGGCACAGCAUCAGAAGGUGGAAAUGGAUGGACAGAUCCUUGUGAAGAGGAGCUUUUCUCUCGAACUCACCUGUAAAAUUACAGAGUUUAAAUAGAUGAUCUAGGAACAGCAUGAGAUGGGAAACUCUUCUAGAAGGCCUGAAACUCAAUAUUGAAUUGAGUUCCCCCUUCAGUUAAUGGAUUCAGAAAUGUAUUUAUCUUUCUCUUCUUGAUAUUUUAUUUUCAAUAGGUGGGAUUCCAGUCCCAUUGAAGGCUUUUCCCCCUCCCUCCAAAAUGUUAGCUCCUUGGCUAUUUGGAUCUAGAGUAGAUUGUGUUGUCGAAUCAAGAAUGGAUGUGCAUGUGAUUUGUCUUGGUAGUAUCACUGCUAUUUUGCAUCCUAGCUGCAGUUAUUUUUAUUUUUAACUGUAGCCCUAUCAGUAUUACUAUCUUACUAGCAUUGCAGUGUCUACAGCUAUUCAGAGAUUUUAACUUUCGGCACAUUUAGGCUUUUAAGAUUUGGGAGAUAAAUACUUAACACUGUAAUCUAUCAGUGCCUUUCUGAAUGUGAGAGGAAAGCAUGUAUGGCUUGUCCUGUCUUUUAAGAUCUCAUAACAUUGGAGUAGGAAUACUAGGGCUGUGCUUUAGAGACUUUCAGAAACUGUGUUUUCUAUUCUAAGUUCUCUCCUCUUAACUCAUAUAAUUAACACAGUUGAAACUAUUGUUUGUUACCUUCUUGCUAGCAGAGAUUUUUUGCAGGCCUGGAAAAAGAAACACAAUUUUCUUUUCCUCCUCGUUUUCAGGGCUUAGUGUUACACCUUUUUCAGGGUUCGGUGUUGUAAAAUAGAUAAUUAAACAAAUGACACUACAGUCUGGUCUGAAGCACACUUAACUCUAAUGGUACAUACUUGGAGGCAUACUUAAGGUUGUAUCAUUAAUGUCCCUGGAGAAAUUAUGAACAGUGAAUUUUGUCACAAGCUGCAGAGAUUUGACCGAAACAAUCUCAGAGUCAACAUUCAAUAUUUUAUAUGCAGAAGGUUAGUAUAUCACUCAAAAUAAAUCCAGUGGCUCCUGCAGUUAGCUACUAUUGUGGUUCUAAUUUAGUAAAACUUGUAGCUAACUUUGUGUUCUGAGAGAGUGUUAGGAGUAAGUUGUGUGUUGUGGGCGUGAGUGCGGAAAAUGACUUACGUGUGUGAUUGCAGUAGUGAUUGUUGCUUUAUGUGACCUGCUCUUCAAAGUUUAUUUUAACAUAGUCAAUGCAUCUGUCAACUUGUAACUGUGCAAGACUAUCAAUUCCCUGUGCUACUAAUGUAUUAUGCAAAUCAUAAGAGCCAGGAGGAGCAAUAUAGGUUUAUACCAUUUCAUAGUUUUAAAAACUGAUCUAUACAAUAACAGCAUGUUUAAGACAUCAGAAAGUGCAGAAAGUUUACUGUUGAUUUGAAAAUGCUAAGCCAUUAAUUUUGAUAGGCAAGAAACUCCUAACAAUUAUAAUUGUUUGAAAUGAAAAGCUGAACUGGCUUUCAAGUUUCAUUCCGUGCUAGUUUGCUGAAAUGAAUUUGAGUUUUGUUGCCUUUUCUUAACUAGUACAUGGACUUAAGAUCUAGGAUAUCAGCAACUUCUAAGAUUGCAUGUAUUCUUUCUGUUGAAACUUUGACUCCAGCGGCUUGGUUUGUACUUUCCAGGGAAAUAUUAUUAACUGCUUUUAAGCUACAUUAUUUUAGCUUUCAUACAACAAAUCUUUACAGUGUUGGGGUUGUUUUUUUUCUUUUUUGAGAUUCUGGAUAGGUUUUAAAAUAUUUACUUUCUUCUGGAGCUUCCUUAAAAAUGUUGUAUAGCACAUGCACUGAGAAUAUUGUCUGUCAACAUGAAAGCAAAAAGAACGAAACUGAUGAAUUCUAAAGGUUUAAUUCAACUAGAGAGUCAUUGUUAGAAUAAUGACCAAACGGGAAUAUUUGGGGCGGGGAGGGGGACCCACACCUUUUAACCUUGGCUUAUUUAGAUAGAUAUCUCAGUGAAAGGAUGAUUCAUUAUACUAUGAUUUAAUACUUUAACAUCUUUGAAAAUGUACAUGUUACAUGUGUGGGCAAUAACAAAUAAUAUUUAUUUGUUUCAUAACUGAAUGGAUAAAAUUCUGAAGCUUUCCAGUGAGAAGGUUGAUGUGUGAGUUUGUGUUUUUGUUUCUCUGCGAGGAUAAUUUAAAAAGUGGAGAUGCUAAAAUGCACUGUGGUAUGAAGCGCAUUGCAUAUCCAUAGCACUGAAGUAUCAGUUUUUCAUUCCUGGGCUGAAUUUGUUUCUACUUUUUUGCUUCAAGUGGUUGUAUUGUUCUGAUUUCACAUACACCAGGGUAACUGAAUUUGUUUUUGUGGAGUUACUAAACACCAAAUAAAAGAUAAAAGGACA
Molecule: messenger RNA, 7200 nt
Organism: Anolis sagrei ordinatus
Lineage: Eukaryota; Metazoa; Chordata; Lepidosauria; Squamata; Anolidae
Product: KIAA0232 ortholog
Source: RefSeq, a predicted model, not a curated record